AAGAUUGUGCUGUUGUGCGCUUUGCGAUUUAUUGAGCGGAAUAUUUGUAAUUAAAAAAUAUUCCACUGUGUCUCAUCUUAUUAACUGUGUGAAAAUAAGGCAGUUUGCCUUGCAAGAUGAUGGACGCAAAAUCAUUCCUGUACUCUUGGUGUGCGAAGAAAGGAAUAACGCCGGUUUACGAUAUCCGGGCUACAGGACCAAAGCAUCGUCAGCGGUUUUUAUGCGAAGUUCGUGUUGGUACUAUCACUUAUGUCGGCGCGGGAAACUCCACAACGAAGAAGGAUGCCCAAAUGAAUGCAUCCAAAGACUUUGUUAGUUACCUGAUAAGGUCUGGAGAGGUUGAUGCGGAAGAAAUACCAGAGGAGACCAGAGCCGCUGUUAAGAUUGAAGAUGAUAACAAAGCUGGUGGAAGUUCUAAUGACCAGCAGCAACCUCAACAACCAAAACCUGUGUUUCAGGAGGGUAUGGGGCCUGAAAUGAUGGGUGAAGCGUACCAAGCUUACAGCGGCCAGAACCAUUCCUCGAACUUUACGUAUAUAGACCGCAUGCAACAGCAAAAGAAUGUCGAAGAGGCUGAGGAGAUGGACAUCAACGCAAGCCUCCAUGGAAACUGGACUAUGGAGAAUGCAAAGUCCAAACUUCACCAAUUUCUACAAAUCAAUAAGAUCAAUACGGACUACAUGUACAAAGCGGUUGGUCCAGACCAUACAAGGAGUUUCUCAUGUGAGAUGUCUAUAUUUGUCCGGCAACUCGGUCGUAACGUGACCGGCCGUGAGACCGCAUCGAACAAGCAAACCGCUAGCAAAUCGUGUGCCCUCUCUAUCGUGAGGCAACUGUACCAUCUCGGUGUGAUUGAGGCCUUCAGCGGAACUUUGAAGAAGGACAGGUCAUCAGAAGGUAUUAUGAAACCAUACCCCGUGGCUCUCAGCCCUGAAUUGGAGAAGCAACUAGAGGAUACAUUGAAUGCUUUGGAGAUCGAGCCAGUACAAAUAGACCCGAAACUGACUUAUACAAGCGAAGAAGGUGGCGCUGGUGGUCUGACGUUGCUGCAGCUGGACCGUAUAAAGGCCAUGCGAGAAGCUCGGCAGUUCCCUGCUGGAGUCGUCUCCUGGUCUCCGCCACAGGCCAACUGGAAUGCCUGGACUGGUUGUAAUAUUGAUGAAGGUCCUUUGGCUACUACAAGCUUGGAGGAGAUCAGUUCCGACCUCGAGAAACAUCACAGGGACAUGUGCCAGAACAGCACUCUGUACCAGGAAAGUCUUCGAGAGAGAGAACAGUUGCCAGUUUACGCGAUGAGGGCACAGAUUAUGGAGGCUAUCAACGAGAAUCCCGUUAUAAUCAUCAGAGGCAACACCGGAUGUGGUAAAACUACUCAGGUAUGUCAGUUCAUUCUGGACGACUACAUAGCGAGCGGUCAGGGCGCGUGGGCCAAUGUAUGCGUGACGCAGCCGCGCCGUAUCUCCGCCAUCAGCGUCGCCGAGCGAGUCGCGUCCGAACGAUGCGAGGAUCUUGCUAACAGUGUUGGUUACUCUGUGCGCUUUGAAUCGAUGUUGCCACGUCCAUACGGAUCCAUAAUGUUCUGCACCGUCGGAGUACUGUUAAGGAAGCUAGAAGGAGGCCUGCGAGGAGUCAGCCAUGUACUGGUUGAUGAGGUACACGAGCGCGAUGCGGAUACAGACUUCGCCUUGAUCUUGCUCCGUGACAUGGCACACACGUACCCCGACCUACGCAUCAUACUUAUGUCCGCUACAGUCGACACUACGCUCUUCACAUCUUACUUUGGAAACUGUCCUGUCAUUGAGGUACCAGGUCGCACCUUCCCAGUAAAGCAAUACUUCCUAGAAGACUGUAUAGAGUUGACGAAAUUCGUGCCGCCGCCUGACAUGCGCAAGCGCAAGUCUUCUGGCAAGAAGACCAACGCUCGAGGCGAGGAAGAGGAUGACGACGACGAAGCCAACGAGGAGCAGGAAGAGGACCUGAACAAGAACUGCCAGCUGCCCUCAACGUACUUGCCCAGCACCAGUCAGACUAUGUCUCGACUUUCUGAAAAAGAUUUAAGCUUCGAGUUAAUAGAAUGCAUACUUCAACACAUUCGAGACCUAAAAGGCGAUGGAGCGAUCCUCAUCUUCCUACCUGGAUGGAACUUGAUCUUUGCAUUGGCCAAACAUUUGUCCCAACACAAGUUGUUUGGUGACACAUCCCAAUACGUUAUAUUGCCUCUACACAGUCAAAUCCCAAGGGAAGAUCAGAAGAAAGUGUUCAUUACGCCUCCUCCUGGGUUAACUAAGGUGAUUCUCUCAACGAACAUAGCAGAAACUUCGAUCACGAUUAACGACGUGGUGUACGUGAUAGACUCGUGCAAGGCGAAGGUGAAACUGUUCACCUCACACAACAAUAUGACGUCAUACGCCACUGUAUGGGCCAGCAAGACCAAUCUAGAACAGCGCAAAGGUCGAGCAGGUCGAGUCCGUCCCGGCGUGUGCUUCACGCUGUGUUCCCGCGCGCGAUUCGAACGCCUCGAAGAACACCAAACCGCAGAAAUGUUCCGCACGCCACUACACGAACUCGCACUCAGCAUCAAACUACUCCGUCUCGGCAGUAUUGGCCACUUCCUCUCGAAGGCUCCAGAGCCUCCACCGCUAGACGCUGUCAUUGAGGCCGAAGCCCUGCUCCGUGAGCUCGGCUGUUUGGACGGGGAAGACAACCUCACACCGCUUGGAACUAUACUCGCUAAGCUACCUAUAGAGCCUCGUCUCGGCAAGAUGAUGGUGCUAGGUUUCGUGCUCGGCGUCGGCGACGCGUUGACCACCAUGGCGGCCAACUCGACCACCUUCCCCGAGAUAUUCGUUGUCGAGGGACGGCGGCGACUCUCCAACCACCAGCGGGCCCUCGCAGGAGACAGGGCUUCGGAUCACGUCGCUAUGCUUAACGCUUUCCAGAUGUGGGAAAGGGAACACGCCAAAGGCGAGGAAGCUGAGAUGAAAUGGUGCGAGUGGAAGGGACUGCAGCAGACCACCAUGAGGGUCACGUCCGAAGCCAAGUACCAACUCACUAAUAUCCUGACCACUUCAGUUGGUUUCCCAGAAGAGUGUUGCAUACCUCAGCGCUGGGAUCCCACGGGGUCGGAUCCCACUCUCGACCUGGUCAUUGCACUCAUGUGCAUGGGACUCUACCCCAACGUCUGCCUGCAUCAGGGAAAGAGAAAGGUACUAACAACAGAAGGCAAGCCCGCCCUCAUCCACAAGACGUCAGUGAACUGCAGUAACCAGGAGCAGAGGUUUCCCUCCCCCCUUUUUGUGUUUGGGGAGAAAGUACGAACGAGAGCCAUCUCAUGCAAGCAAACUACUAUGGUCGCGCCAUUGCAUCUACUGCUGUUCGCCAGUAGGAAGGUUGAAUGGAUCGACAAUGUGGUUCGCCUGGACAACUGGUUGAACUUCGAGAUGAACCCUCGUUCAGCCGCACUGGUCACAGCCCUGCGGCCCGCUGUAGAGAAACUCGUCGAGAGAGCUGCUUCUGAACCUGAUGCCGCUUUGCAGUUUACCCCCCUUGAGCAAAAGGUCGUCGACUGCAUAAAGUCACUUUGUGUCAUCGAAGCUGGUGACUACAAGAUCCAGCGCGAUUUAGGAGCAAUGUCCUUCAGACCAGACCCCAUAGCCAAACGAGGAACUAACAGAGGUUGGGGGACCAGCGGACCACGAGGCGGAGGAGGGUUCGGUGGAAACAGAGGAUUCGGGGGUAACAGAGGAAACUUCGGAGGGAACAGAGGUUUCGGUGGAAACCGAGGAUUUUACGGAGGCAACCAAUUCGGAAACGACGGCAACCAAGGCGGAUUCGGCGGUGGCAACUACGGCUGUGGCAAUUUCGGAGGCGGCAACUUCGGGCGCAGCAACUUCGGAGGCUUCCAAGGAAAUCAGGGAGGAUUUGGAGGCAACGAUAACGGUUUUGGUUACGGCGGCUUUGGCAACCGAGGAGGCUUCAACCGUGGAGGGUUCAGAGGCCGAGGCAGAGGAGGCAACUGGUGAUCAUUCCAUUCCUAGAUGUAAUUAGCAAAUUUUGUGACUUAUGGUGAUUACUUGAUUAGUUAAUAAAUGUUUAAUUUUA
Molecule: messenger RNA, 4101 nt
Organism: Spodoptera exigua (beet armyworm)
Lineage: Eukaryota; Metazoa; Arthropoda; Insecta; Lepidoptera; Noctuidae
Source: the annotation of a GenBank genome assembly